Molecule: messenger RNA, 3100 nt
Organism: Cephus cinctus (wheat stem sawfly)
Lineage: Eukaryota; Metazoa; Arthropoda; Insecta; Hymenoptera; Cephidae
Exons: 6
Coding region: 1518-3065 (515 amino acids)
Source: RefSeq, a predicted model, not a curated record
UAGGUUCACCUUUAAAUCCAAAAUGGGCGAUGCCUUGUAGAAUUUGUAGAUGUAUUUAGUUUGCGUGAACGACGUCGAAGCGCCACCUUGUGCAUCCCCUCCCUACUUUGGAGACGAUACCCGCGCAUAACUAGAAUAUACGAAAAAUUCGGUUUAUCUAAAGAAGAUUAGAGUGUUGGGAAAAAUUAUAUUUGAUUAUGAAUAUACGUGACGCAUCAUUGGUUGUCGAUUGUCUUUAUUCUCAUCGAGAUUUCUUAAAUGCGUAUUUCUUGUAUAUUCCGGUAUGGUAACGAAGCCUGACGUUGAUAUUUACCUAUAGCAAAGCUUAAUGAGCAGAACGCUAUUACUGAUAAUACAGGAACUGAGGCGAGAACUUAUUAACGACAUCCAUGGUACAGCGAUUCUAUGUGGUAUUUAUCUCUUCUUGCAUGAGUAAUAUUAGAGGUAAUUUUCUAGUUUUUUUUGUUGAUUUGUAUUAGCGUGUGGCAGUAGUCAAAUUCGUGUAAAAUCAAGGAAGCUAUUUGAAUUUUGCGCUCUGCUAGAUCGCCUUGAAUUUCCGGUAAGACCAGACUACACGUACUUUACGGGUUUUUACCUUGAUUCACCUACUUUUUAUGCGAUUUAAAAAUUCUUGUUCUUUUUGAUUCACUGUUCUUCUUGAAUUUUCGAAUUUGCAAUUAUAAUUCGUGUGUCAUAACGGUUUACUUUGUACUACGUUAGCCACGCAUGUGGAGUAUUUCAUUUUGGACAGUCCUGGAAUAUAUCCAUGAGUUUUUUCGUUGCGCACUGAAAAUUUCUGAUUUAAAUCCAAUUUUGACAGUUCUUCAGCCAUGUCUUUAUUGUAAAGUAUUCGGAGUGUAACUUCUACAAUGUAAUACAAAUGACAUCAGCCAUACGUUACUGACUAGAUUAAUCGAAUUUCACUAUCAAAAAGUACAAACAAUUUUUCCGUAAAAAGUCAUUUAAUGAUAAAUUCCGAUAACCUAUCUACGAACGCACAGUGCAGUUAUCUGGCACAGUGCACUUUUCCAAGGUCAAUCCACUUGGAUACAAAUCCAGGGUGGCCUGAACGCCAACAGGUUUUGCGUUCGAUCUGUGUAUUAUACUUCACGGAUCUCCAAGCUGAAAUACUGUAUAGUAAGCCAAGAAAAUGUGUUCUAUUAUUAACUUUAUACGAGGAAACGAUAACUGUUUUUUUACCAUAAAAAUACCGACUGGUAACGUCAUUAUGUUUUCGUAUGGUAAUGUAGGUGGAUCUGGCGACCUGGUCGGUCAUGAAUGAUGUUCAAUUGAAAUCUGAAGGUUGCUUAACCUAAAUUUGAUGUUUGAUCGAAGCACUUCGUAUAUAUCUUUCAUAUGGAGUGGUGUUAAUGUAUAGUGCUCGUUAAUGGGACGAGUGUUAAAAUGGAGGAUGCGCCCGAUGUUUUAUGCUAAUGUGGUAUGAUCGUCAACCAAAUCACGAAACGAGGCGAUCAAAGAGGAGACGUUGGUCAGUUUACUUUUGAAAACAGUGUGAAAUGGCGCGAUUCAACGUGGAAUUCAAGAUGGGAUAUUUUUUAUUGAUACUCCAAUGCUUUGUUCUGUUGAAUCAAAUGAUCGGUAAUUCGUUGGCGGCCAUAUUGGAUUUGAUUGAGCCUAAUGCGGGUGAUUUGGAAAAGACUGUUUUCAUUAAUUUUCCACGAAGGUUCAACGGGACGCGUGCCAUUCCCGGUUCUACCGUGCAGACUUAUCUGCCGCCUGAAUCGCCCACUCAAUUUUUACCGGAAGUCGUAGAUAAUCGGGCAAGAAAUUCUGCUUCCUCUUCUACCACGUCAUUGUCUUCUGAUAAUAUGAUUGUGGAUAAUGUGACAAGGAUUGAUUUGAGCAAUUUUUCUGUACCGGAUAUUGUGCUGAGGGCACCUUUUCAUAAUGGAGAACGUGCUAGUCGCUUUCAGACUUAUUCGAAUUUUCUUAAAACCAAAGUCGGACAACGUACUACAGAGGGAGGUUAUGUUCAAGAAGAAUCGAAUCAAAAUUCUUUUGUCGUACGAGUCAAUGACAUGUCCUGUCAGAAUUCUGGACGGGAAAUAUUUUUCAGAGCAUCCGUAAGUCCUGUGAAGAAUUACGAUCGUCCUGUCAUUGAAAAUGCUAGAAGCGAUGCGUGCAAAAUGACAAAGCACAAUGGCGAUUAUCGUAUUAAUUUGGAAAAUGAUCGAUUUUUGAAUUGCGGUGUUAUCGACUGCUCCAUUGAAUCCGAUAAAUUUUAUUGCUUGAGCCUACGAUUUCCGGUUAUACAAGGACUCAAGCUCAAGGAUGAUUUUCACGUGACGCUUCAGUGUAAAACUCAAGAAAAAGUGACGUCACACACCAAGCAAAUUAAUGUAAAAACAUUAGACACCGCAGCAAGAAUGGCACCGAGAAUCGCUACAGGCGGUUUCAAAAAUGUUUUCGAGACCGACGUGGCACUUUACAGAAAGACGUACAGUUCGGACAAUAUUUUCGAUACUAGAAUACAACCAGGUGGAACUGUAAUACUCGGUGAAGAAGUCCUUCUACGUGUUUUGGUACGAGAAGGCGAUGGAUGGAAAUACUCUAGAAUCAGUGAAGUGACUGUACAUUACGUAGAGAAGAGACAGAGAAACAAAAUAAUGAAUAGUCUUUGGAUUUUGGAUUCUCAUGGCUGUCUCAAUCCAGAUAUUCGAGAAAUUUCAUCUAGAGAACAACAUAGAGUAUCGCCGUUGGAAAAUUAUAUUAUUUUUCACGCAUUUAUGUUCGAGAAUAUGAAAGAAACUGAUGAGAUGAUUCUCACUGUCAAAGUCAUUGGGUGUCUUGAUGGUGAUGACUGCGCAUUGAAUUGUCCAGCCAGUCAUGUCAGAAGAGUGCGAAGUACUGAUAACAGCAAUGAUACUGUUAAUUGGCAGGAUGACAUAUUAUUCCGAGUGAUAAUGCCUAAUGAAAAGAUUAAUAAACUAGACCAGAAAAAUUUGACGAUUCCUUAUCUUUUAUCUAUAUGUGGUUUAGUUUCUGUGAUUGCGUUGUUGUGCGCGAUUAAAAUUUGGAUAAGGCCUAGAAUUUCGAAAAUUUAAAUAAAUAUGGGUCUUUGUUUAUAUUCUUUUAGAUA